Molecule: messenger RNA, 946 nt
Organism: Chrysoperla carnea
Lineage: Eukaryota; Metazoa; Arthropoda; Insecta; Neuroptera; Chrysopidae
Exons: 2
Coding region: 211-918 (235 amino acids)
Molecular function (GO): nucleic acid binding; zinc ion binding
Source: RefSeq, a predicted model, not a curated record
UAUUCUUUUAUUGAUUGAAAAUCAGGUAAACGUUUAUGUGUUUGGUUUAUAAAAAAUUAGUUAUAUAAUAUUGUUUUUUUGUGAUUGUGAAUACCAUUUUUAAACAACAGUUGUAAAAAAUACUUUUUUUUUUAUUAAUUGUGACUUAGUUAUCAUACUGUUUGUAGUGAUUAGGGGAAUCCCUAAAAUAAUUCAAUUGUGAUUUUUACGAUGGUGAAAGAUAGUAAUAACAUAAACGGAACGAACGUGCAAAAAAUUAACCACAAAAAUACUUGGCAUAAUAGUCGUUAUUCGAAUUCGAAUAAAAAUACUUCAACUAAAUUACAAAAAAAUAUUGAAAAUUGUGCGGAACUUUUAAAUAAAUUGCAAAUGAACAAUAAUAAUCAGAAUAAAAAAACUUAUAAUAGAUAUACUCGAAAUAAAAAUGAAGGUCAAACAAAAACAGCUGAUAAUAAUUGCCCAGUUAAUCAAUCUAAAAAACAUAAACAAAAAUCAUUCCAAAAUAAUUAUUCAUCACAAAAUAUGCUUCCACAAUUAAAUGUUGUACGACAUAUUAUGAUGCAAGAAAAAAUAUGGCCAUAUACUUAUUGUAAAAUGCCAACGAUUAAUUUUAUUUUACCACAUUUAUUAAAUACAGUUGUUUAUGUUGUUUAUCCGGGCUAUGGUAUACAGAGAUCUAACCCAAAUAUUCAAAUACAAAUACCGAAACCAAAGGAAAACAAUAAACAAUUAAAAAAUGUAUCGUGUUUUAAUUGUGGUUCGUCUGGGCAUCUCGGAAAUGAUUGUACAGAACCAUCAAUGGAAGAGUUGUUAUUACAUGAUACAUAUCGUUUGAAUUAUUUAUCGUCAAGUGAUGUUUAUUUUCAAAAUCUGACUUCAUCAACUUCCUCAAGUAGUGAACUUUUAGAUAAAAUUUGAUUAUUUUGAUAUUACCUAUGUUUUUUAA